GCUGUUGGUGGCUGUUAGUAGCAGUCAGUAGCUUCUCGUUGGUUAAAGAGGGAUCUUUGAUGUCGAUGAUCUUUGUUCUACAUUCACUGUAGCACGUUAACCUUUGAGUUUAGUUGUUUAUAUUUAAUGUACAUCAUUUUAACACAGCGAAUGCGUUUUUUUAUUUUAUGCACAUUCCACAGUGCAAACGACACAUUUUUAACAGUUCAUAAGUCAAAAUGAAGAGAUACGAGAGCUUCAAAAUGAAAAAGUACGAGAUCUUAAAGCAGAUCGGAGAAGGAUCAUUUGGACAGGUGUAUAAAGCUAAAAAGCGUUCAGAUGGCGAAAUCGUUGCUUUUAAGAUGAUAAGAAAGUGUGGCAGAUCAUUCAAGGAACUCAAAAGCCUGCGUCAAGAAUGUGAGAUUCAGCGUCAUCUGCAUCAUCCGAACAUCGUGCUGAUGAUAGACUCGUUCGAAACGGAAAAUGAAAUCGUAGUUGUAACGGAGUAUGCGGAUAAGGAACUCUAUGACAUACUAGACAAGGAAGGCAGAUUGUCCGAAGAGCGAGCACAAGUUGUAACUUGUGAUCUGGUGUCCGCACUUUAUUACUUACAUUCCAACCGAGUGAUGCAUAGAGAUCUCAAGCCGCAAAAUGUCCUUCUCGAAUCAAAUGGCGUUGCCAAGUUGUGCGAUUUUGGAUUUGCUCGCAGUAUGAGCACCGGCACGCAUGUACUCACGUCAAUCAAAGGUACACCAUUAUACAUGGCACCAGAACUCAUAGAGGAAUGUCCUUAUGACCACAACGCUGAUUUAUGGUCUUUAGGUUGUAUAGUGUACGAGUUAGUAGUGGGCUCUCCGCCAUUUCAAACUAAUUCAAUAUUGCAUUUAGUUAAGUUAAUCAGAUUUGAAGCGAUAAAAUGGCCAGAUUUUAUUUCAUCUAAUUGCAAGAACUUCUUGCAGGGUUUACUUCAGAAAGAUCCUUCUCAACGUUUAACUUGGCCCGCUCUUCUUGAACAUCCGUUUGUCAAAGAUCGGAUUAUAAUAGUAGGUGGCACCGUGCCCACUCCAUUCACGACUCCGUUGUCGGCGAGCCAAGCGAGAGCAAAGCAGCAACAGUUGCAAAGCCUGGCAAUGCGUUCUACGAAUCAAACCAAGGUUGUAGAGAAAGCGAUUCAAAAGAUGCAAGAACAGGAAAGGAAGCAUCGCGAGCAUCGUCAUCGAACGUGCUUCUCGCAACCAGGUUAUCAGUUACCGCCUGCCUACUAUCAACAAGCGAUAAGUCAUUGUCAAACGUUGCGCCAUAGUGAGCCAAGUGGUACUGACUCCAGCGCUAGCAUUGAUGUACUGCUAGGAAAUCUUAGUCUCAGAGCAUCUCUGAGAAGUGAUCUUCUAGCUGCGGAUCAUGCUAUUUGCCAAACUGACUGUCCGCAUGGAGUAAACGCGCAACAUAAUUUCCCAGUCCCAUCAGAGAAUUAUUCGACGGAUUAUACUGUUCAAACGCAAGAUGAUAAUCAUUCCGUACGACAGUUAAAUAGAAAACUGCAUCGUGUCAAUAUUCAAGGUGAUGGAGUUAAUGUGGGCCUGACUGAGAAAUCUUCACACGUGGAUCAAAUGCAUGAUGAUGAUGAUGAUUGCAAGCAAAGCGGUUUGAACAGCGAUUUGAACAGGUGGGAAUUCAGUGAGACAAAAGUUUUGGCUGAGAAACGCAUGAGAUUGCCGGAUUGGGACCUAAAAGCAGUAGAAAGACCAAUCGAGAACGAAGAGUGGGUGGCAUUUUUGCAGAAAUCAAUGGAAGAAAUCAUGGAGGGUGAAGUUGACUCGAUGUUGCAGCAAAACUGCGUUUCAGUUUUUGUGUCCCCUUUGAGAAAUCCGGCAGCAGGUUGUCGAGUCAUCGAAUAUGUGGCAUGUUUAUUAUUACUGCCAUUCACCGUGUCAAUCAGCAAAAAUAAUCUGAAGAAGAUUGAAACAGUUUACUUAGACGUGAGAGUGGUACCAAAUCUUGUUUAUGCCAUAAAAUUGUUAAUGUCGAAACGUCCCGACAACGAAUCGUACGCGGCAGACAGAGGAGACAACGCGGGAACGAGACCGGCAUCUUCUUUGUCGGCUGAUGAGCUCCAAGCACUCGAAUGCGCGAUGCUCGUUCUUUGUAGACUGGUAUACGUCGAGAAUCAAUUCCUCAUGCAAUUUUGCGAUGCCAUCUACAUCGUGAACGGAAUGUCGUUUUUGAAGGAAUUACUUGCUUUAGAGAAAAGGAAGGUAAGAGUUGUCAUGGACCUUGUUGCGAUUUUAAACAACGUACUGCGAUCUCAGCCUGAGAAUGCCGAACUUGUGGAACGUGUCGUGCUGCGUAUGCCAGGCUCUUCAGUGGAACAAUUGAACAGACUCCUUAAUCAUCGGCAAGCUGUCUUGCGAGCAAGAACAUGUAUCAUGAUUAGACUCUUGGCUAGAUUUUGUUGUAGAGCAUUACAACAAGUUUGGAAUAGAUCAUUAAGAAAUGUCAUCGAGGGUUUAACCGAGGAUGAGGAUGAACUGGUACGACAGGCUGCAGAGGACGCUGUAGCUGAAUUAAAACAGCUGACAUAUUACAAUCAGAAAACCCCUACCAAUUGAGUGCCUUAGGAUAAAUCAACGAGAUUAUAUUUUUAGAGAUCAAUUUUAUUAUUAUCGUUACAUCUAGUAUAAGUUGUAUAAGUUUUCGAAAUUAUGUCUUUUAUUCUCUGACAGACUGAUAAUUAUACUUAAGAAACGAAUUUGUUUGAAUUAACAACGAAUACUUAAGAACAAAUUUGUGAUAUUUUUGUAUAAAUUUUGUAUAAAUCGCUUUAUAAUAAACCAUUUUUUAUAUAAAAA
Molecule: messenger RNA, 2828 nt
Organism: Ooceraea biroi (clonal raider ant)
Lineage: Eukaryota; Metazoa; Arthropoda; Insecta; Hymenoptera; Formicidae
Gene: fu
Product: STKc_STK36 domain-containing protein fused
Biological process (GO): protein phosphorylation; smoothened signaling pathway
Cellular component (GO): cytoplasm
Molecular function (GO): ATP binding; protein kinase activity
Source: RefSeq, a predicted model, not a curated record